Iphiclides podalirius (scarce swallowtail) is the source of this 213-nucleotide messenger RNA. Lineage: Eukaryota; Metazoa; Arthropoda; Insecta; Lepidoptera; Papilionidae. The record is from the annotation of a GenBank genome assembly.
AUGCGACUCGUUAACUCGCCCGGACGCGAAUUUAAGAGACAGCUUCUAAAUAUCACAAACGGCGGCCGUGCGCGCAUGCGUCCCCAGAUCUGUAUCGCGCGCACAAUACCGCGGCGGCGCGUCACGACGACGCGCGCAGAAAUAUGGACCUUGUUUUAUGUUAAUGCGGCCCCGCGGACGCUGGCGGACGGUAUCGGGACGCCCGUGAUGGGA